CGGGGCCGGGGCCGGUGCCAGGGCAGCCCGCUCCCCGCUCGGGGCCGGUCCCACAGCGCGUCCCGCCCGCGGGUGGGGCCCUGACUGCCCCCGCCCCUCCGCGCAUGCGCCGUGCGCGGACAAGAUGGCGGCGCCCGUGGAUCUGGAGCUGAAGAAGGCCUUCACGGAGCUGCAGGCCAAGGUGAUGGACACGCAGCAGAAGGUGAAGCUGGCCGACCUGCAGAUCGAGCAGCUCACCAAGACCAAGAAGCACGCGCACCUCACCGACACGGAGGUGAUGAUGCUGGUGGACGAGACCCGCAUGUACGAGGGCGUGGGGCGGAUGUUUAUUCUUCAGCCUAAAGGAGUGAUUCACAAUCAGCUCUUAGAAAAACAGAGAAUAGCCGAAGAGAAAAUUAAGGAGUUAGAGCAGAAGAAGUCGUACCUGGAGCGGAGCGUGAAGGAAGCAGAAGACAAUAUCCGGGAGAUGCUGAUGGCCCGCAGGGCACAGUAGUGGCAGCCCUGGCUGAUCCCCACUGCCCGAUCCCCCCACCUUAAUAAAACACAGCCCGUGUCUCUGGCUGC
This is a messenger RNA of Motacilla alba alba, 564 nucleotides long. It is a transcript of the gene PFDN1, whose product is annotated as prefoldin subunit 1. Bases 125 to 493 code for a protein of 122 amino acids. Gene Ontology annotation, molecular function: protein folding chaperone. The record is from RefSeq and is a predicted model, not a curated record. The transcript is spliced from 4 exons. Gene Ontology annotation, biological process: protein folding. Gene Ontology annotation, cellular component: prefoldin complex; cytoplasm. NCBI's taxonomy places the organism in Eukaryota, Metazoa, Chordata, Aves, Passeriformes, Motacillidae.